AUGGCGUCCACGGAGACCGAAAAAGACCCCCAGGGAAAGGGGAAGGGCAAGGAGAAGUCGGUCAAGGAUGAGCCAGAGGAGGUCCAUGAGAAGUUCUCUCCUGAGGAGGAGGCGUCUCUUCUGGCCGAGGCCAACGCAAACAAGACCGAGGCCAAUGCCCUCUUCUCCUCGUCAAAGUACGACGAGGCUAUCGCCAAGUACGACGAAGCCGUCUCCGUCUGCCCCAAUUACCUAGACUACGACCUCGCCGUCCUGCGCUCAAACAUCUCGGCAUGCCACCUGAAGUUAGAGCAAUGGAAAGACGCAAUUUCAUCCGCCUCCGCCGCCCUCGACGGCCUGGACCGCAUCGACAAGGAGGCCGCGCUAGAGCAGGAACGCCGCGAGAAGGAAAAGGCCGAGGAGGAGGAAGGGGUAGAGGAGGAGAUUAUCAGCUCUGGCGCCAGCGCCGCCGCGCCAGCGCCGCCCGUGACCGCGGAUGAUCCAGAAGAAGUCGCGCGCGGGAAGCGGAGAGACGACGUCCAGCGCAUCAGGGCCAAGGCGUUGAUGCGGAGGGCGCGGGCGCGGAGCGAGGAGGGCGGGUGGCAGAACCUCGCGGGCGCGGAGGAAGACUACAAGGCUCUCUCCAAGAUGGGGAACCUGGCGCCCGCGGACCGCAAGAUUGUGCAUACGCAGCUGCGGGUGCUGCCGCCCAGGACCAAGGCUGCGCAAGAGGCGGAGACGGCGGAGAUGUGGGGAAAGCUCAAGGACCUGGGUAACGGAAUCCUCAAGCCGUUUGGCUUGAGUACGGAUAACUUCCAGAUGGUCAAGGACGAAAAGACUGGCGGCUAUUCGAUGAACUUCAACCAGGGCCAAUGA
This is a messenger RNA of Colletotrichum orchidophilum, 855 nucleotides long. RefSeq lists its product as uncharacterized. The transcript has 3 exons. The record is from RefSeq and is a predicted model, not a curated record. The coding region runs from base 1 to 855 and encodes 284 amino acids. Gene Ontology annotation, molecular function: protein binding. NCBI's taxonomy places the organism in Eukaryota, Fungi, Ascomycota, Sordariomycetes, Glomerellales, Glomerellaceae.